CCGCUUAAUUUAGGAAUUCAUCUCACCAUUCUCCUGUAAUUUCUGGCUCUGCAGUACCAAUGUCAGUCUGAGUUGACUUGAGUAUCUCCUGCUAUUACUGUGUUGCGUCCAUACAUGCAAUCUGUAGAUAGUGGCCAAGCUCAAAAACGCCAGGUAUAUCAUGGCCUGAGUCUUUGCAAGAGGUAGGAUUUCACUCUCCAUUCAUUGGGCUAGCCAUGGCAAUACCCACGAUCGACCUCAGUCGAGCCACUGAUCAGACACGAAGCCCGCAGCUACUCAAAGAUGUACGCCAUGCACUGGUCGAUGUCGGCUUCCUGUACUUAUCUAAUCAUGGUAUCGAAGAGUCUACCAUUGAUGAUCUGGUGAAGAUGCUCCCAGUCCUCUUCGCGCUGCCGGAAGAUGUCAAGGAAUCCGCUGCACUGAGGCAAUCGCCCCACUUCCUGGGAUUCAGCAAGUUCGGCACAGAAAUUACAGCUCGAGUCCAGGAUCAAAGGGAACAAUUCGAAUUGGCCAAUGAACUUGAAGACAAGUACAGCAAAGCAAGUGGUUUGCCAUUAUACACGAGGCUUCAAGGGCCAAAUCAAUGGCUGAAAGCAGACGCCUUACCAGAGUUUCGUGAGAUCGUCGAGUCCUAUAUUGCUGCCCUGCAGGACGUGGCCCUCCGGUUUCUGGAGGUCGUCACCGAAUCGCUGGAAUUGCCACAGGACAGCCUUGUUCGUUUCACAGGGCCUCAAGACCGGCUCAAGCUGGUGCACUACCGGCCGUCGGCGGAUGCUACGCUCGAUGCGCAGUCUCAAGGCGUUGGCCCGCACAAAGACAGCUCGGGAUGGAUGACGUUUUUGCUGCAAGCUUCUGACCCAUCGAUCAAGGGUCUUCAAGCACUCUCGAAAGAUGGAGUUUGGCUUGACGUUACACCCGUGCCAGGCACCUUGAUCGUCAAUAUGGGCCAGGCGUUCGAGGUCGUUACCAACGGAGUGUGCAAAGCCACGACUCAUCGAGUGCUGCUGCCGCCGGGUGACUAUGACAGAUAUAGCGUGCCGUUCUUUCAAGGUGUUCGGCCAGAUCUGACCAAGCGAGAUCUUCAGAGUUUGUGGGGGCACUUUGACAAGGAGAAAUGGAAUACGAGAGAAUCGGAGGAGGGUCAAAGGGUGGAUAGUCCUUUUCUGCGUGGGAAGUAUGAGACAUGGGGAGAGGCACAGCUUCGCACCAAGAUUCGGAGCCAUAGAGACGUUGGGCUUAGGCAUUAUGCUGAUGUCUUCGAGAAAUAUGUCAAUGAUGAUUGAUUGGAUAUGCUUUUAGCCAGUAAAGGAAAACUCUGUGGUUGUAUUUCACUCCACGACAACGUCCUUGCUGGUGUCGAGC
This is a messenger RNA of Exophiala viscosa, 1362 nucleotides long. RefSeq names its product naringenin 3-dioxygenase. NCBI's taxonomy places the organism in Eukaryota, Fungi, Ascomycota, Eurotiomycetes, Chaetothyriales, Herpotrichiellaceae. The record is from RefSeq and is a predicted model, not a curated record. The transcript has a single exon. The coding region runs from base 216 to 1283 and encodes 355 amino acids. Gene Ontology annotation, molecular function: 2-oxoglutarate-dependent dioxygenase activity.